Desarmillaria tabescens is the source of this 1537-nucleotide messenger RNA. Its product is annotated as Carboxylesterase. NCBI's taxonomy places the organism in Eukaryota, Fungi, Basidiomycota, Agaricomycetes, Agaricales, Physalacriaceae. Bases 252 to 1256 code for a protein of 334 amino acids. The transcript has 7 exons. The record is from RefSeq and is a predicted model, not a curated record.
AGGCCUUAUUGACGAUACGGCGGUAGGCCAAUCGCCGCUACUUCACGCGUCAGAUUUUCCGACAAGUCAUGGGACGAAUAAAACUUUUUUCCAUCUGGCUCGUUGCACAUGCGCGUGAAUCCCGAUAUUCGCAGUUUAUGACCAUAAUGUUUGUUCUUCUUCCAACCGAUGGUCAUGAGUUGUAACCUUCCCUGAACCCAAAAUUCUACAUAAAGAGACGGUAUUCUCCCCCAUUUUCCAUCGCAUGAGCCAUGCUUAUUGUGACAUUCGUCCUGUACUACGCUCUCUUGGCUGCUGCUGACACUCCUGAGGUGCAAUUGGGAAACACCAGACUCAUUGGAAGAGAUGUUGCAGGGCUACAGCAAGACUUCUUUGGAGGUAUUCCAUUCGCCGAACCUCCGGUCGGAGCGUUGCGCUUGCAGCGUCCUGUAUUGAAAACGGACAUUGACGCCGAUGAAUUCGAUGCCCAGAAUUUCGGACUACCCUGCUUACAGCGUGGGUAUGCUACCGAUGCGAUAUCGGAGGACUGCUUGACUAUAAAUAUAUUUCGACCGAAGGGGGCGUCUUCUGAAGAUCCUUUGCCUGUGACCUAUGGAGGCGGUUUCUUUGCAGGCGCUUCGUCAUCCUUCAAUGGAAGCAAUAUUGUUGCCCAGAGCGUUGUCAGAGGGACUCCCAUUAUUUAUGUGAACCACAGUUAUCGACUGGGUCCAUUAGGCUUUCCUCAAGGGCAGGAGGCUGACGAUAGAGGACAACUGAACCUCGGAGUCAGAGAUCAGUUGGCCGCCCUGGAAUGGAUUCAAGAGAAUAUUGGUUUGUUCGGUAGUGACAAAACCAAAGUGACUAUCUUUGGAGAAAGUGCCGGAGCGAUGUUGACGAGUCUUCUGUUUCUAAACGCGUCGAUUUCUGACUUGGCCUGGGCUGCGAUCUUUGAGUCCGGUGCUGUGUCUUCGCCCGUAACUUACAAUGCAUCUACAAGAGAAUCUUCCUGGCACAAUUUUGUAGCUGGGACACCAGGCUGCGAGUCUGUCGCUGACACGAAUAACACCUUUGACUGCUUGCAGGCAGCGAAUUCGUCUGCUAUAUAUGAAGGAUGGAUUGAGGCUUAUUCGUUGACCAUUGAAGGAUUUCCUUUUGAUCCUGCACUGGACGGCCCAUCAGGUCUUCUUCCCGAUCUGCCUUCACGUCUCUGGGAAGAGGGCCAGUUUGCCACGCUUCCCUUUAUUUCAGGCACAAACCUAGACGAGGGUAUGAUAUGAAUACUUUAUUAUUAUUAUUACAAGUGCCGGUCUCAAUAUUGGCACUCGUUUAGGGACGCGCUUCUUGCCGACCGAUCGCAACUACACCGACGAGGACAUCAAGGACUAUAUGGUAUCCACUUACUCACCUUACCCACCUACCAUCCCCGAUACUAUCCUGGACUAACUUCUCGAACUGUACCCUGACGAUCCAUCCUUGGGAUCCCCAUAUGGCACUGGAAUUGAAACCUUUGGCUUACCCUCAGGCUUUAAGAGAACGGCUGCGAUGGGUUAGCGUUUUU